Molecule: messenger RNA, 749 nt
Organism: Drosophila montana
Lineage: Eukaryota; Metazoa; Arthropoda; Insecta; Diptera; Drosophilidae
Product: large ribosomal subunit protein eL15-like
Exons: 1
Coding region: 69-683 (204 amino acids)
Biological process (GO): cytoplasmic translation
Cellular component (GO): ribosome; cytosolic large ribosomal subunit
Molecular function (GO): structural constituent of ribosome; RNA binding
Source: RefSeq, a predicted model, not a curated record
AGCUUCAAUUACUUUCUUUGGAAUUUGUGUUGUCUUUUAAGCGAAAUAGAACUUAAAUUCAGUUAGAUAUGGCUGCCCACCGUUUUAUUCAAGAGCUGUAUAGAAAGAAGCAGAGUGAUGUGCUGCGUUACUUGCUGCGGAUCCGUGUGUGGCAGUACCGUCAUUUGCCGAAGUUGCACCGUUCGACUGGAUCUACGCGUCCGGAUAAAGCUCGUCGGUUGGGUUACCGCGCCAAGCAAGGAUUUGUCAUUUACAGAAUUCGAGUUCGCCGUGGUGGUCGCAAGCGGCCAGUGCCUAAGGGAUGCACAUAUGGAAAGCCGAAAGGACAUGGUGUAAAUGAACUAAAGCCAUAUCGUGGCCUGCAGGCUAUUGCCGAGGAGCGUGUUGGUCGUAGACUUGGCGGCUUACGUGUCCUCAACUCAUACUGGGUGGCGCAGGACGCUACCCACAAAUAUUUCGAAGUCAUUUUGGUGGAUAUUCAUCACAAUGGCAUUCGUCGUGACCCCAGAAUGAACUGGAUGUGCGAGCAUGUGCACAAGCACCGCGAACUCCGUGGGCUGACCUCUGCCGCCAAGAGUUCCCGUGGCAUAGGAAAGGGUUACAGAUACUCGCAGACAAACGGUGGAUCUAGACGGGCUGCCUUGAAGCGCAAGAAUCGCGAGCAGAUGCAUAAGAAACGCUAAUUUUAAUUAUGUUGAUAAGAAAAAAGACACGUUUUAAAUAAAUCUUUAAGCCUUUAAGAAAGGUAC